This is a messenger RNA of Heterobilharzia americana, 930 nucleotides long. The record is from the annotation of a GenBank genome assembly. Lineage: Eukaryota; Metazoa; Platyhelminthes; Trematoda; Strigeidida; Schistosomatidae.
AUGCAGCAGAUGUCUAGAUCAAAGGUACUCUUACAUGGUCUUGGAGGUGUUGGCAUAGAAAUUGCAAAAAAUUUGAUUCUGGGUGGCAUUGGUGAAAUUAUUAUCCAGGACCACACUUUAUGUACCCAACAAGAUCUGGGGACUCAGUUUUAUGUCCAUGAGGAGGAUGUUAAGGCUUGUAGAACUAGAGCCGAAGCAAGUCUUAGUCACUUGGUCGCAUUAAAUCCUUAUGUUCGGAUCACUUUGGCGUUGGAUGAUGUGACUAAAAUUCGAUGUCCUCUUUCAGAUUCAUUGAAUAAGAAGAUUUUAAAGUCAUUAGUCGAUGAAGAGUCAUCUACAAAAGUUGAUUGUUUGGUACUCACUCAAUGUUCACUUCACCAAGCUACACUGUUAAAUCUAUUCUGCAGAACGCAUCAUAUUAAAUUUAUAUAUACAGAUGUAUAUGGUGCAUUUGGAAAUCUAUUCUGUGAUUUUGGAUCAAAUUUCACUGUUUCACUACCAGAUGAUGAAGCGCCUAAAGAAUUUUUUGUUGGACAUAUUAACAAGUUGAAUAAUGAUGAAUUAUUGAUCAAAGUGCUCAAUGACCGUCGACAUCAUCUAGAGAAUGGUGAUUUUAUUCGAUUCACUGGACUUGACAAAGUUCCAGAGUUGAAUGAGAAGGAAUUUCCCGCCCAAGUCAAAUCACCUUCAGAAUUACUGAUUAAAAACUGUAUUGCAAGGGAUCAGUUUUCCUAUUCCAAUGGUGGUAUUGCGACUCAAGUGAAGAAACCACAAAUACAAACUUAUAAAACUAUGAUUGAACAAAUCGAAAAUCCGAAAUUUACUUGUGUGGAUUUCAGUGAACCAAAAGAAAGCGAAUUGCUUCACCUAAUUUAUUUGACAUUAAUGAAGUUCUUGUUGGAAACUGGUCAUUAUCCUAAACCAUGGUAA